AUACGCAAGCAAAGUAUCAAUGGCGUUUCAAAGUGGAAAAUUCAUCUUUCUGAAGCUCUUCAUCUUCUCUCUACUUCUUCUUCCCUUGUCACAAAGCAAGGCUACUCGUAUAUAUAAUCGUAUCCCACGAGCUCCUAUUGGACCGAGAAGACCGAUUUGCCCGACUUGUGUGUGUUGUGAGCCACCUCCGCUAGGAAGUUGCUGCAGAUGUUGUGCAUCUCCUAUCGUCACUCAAACUCAUCACAGCUCUCAAGCUCCGUGAAAAAUAUAACAUUCAAAAUCUUGAGUAUACAAAAGAAACAAGAAUAAUAAAGACAGUCUUUAAUA
Molecule: messenger RNA, 327 nt
Organism: Capsella rubella
Lineage: Eukaryota; Viridiplantae; Streptophyta; Magnoliopsida; Brassicales; Brassicaceae
Exons: 2
Coding region: 20-262 (80 amino acids)
Source: RefSeq, a predicted model, not a curated record